Messenger RNA from Diaporthe citri, 786 nucleotides. RefSeq lists its product as uncharacterized. The record is from RefSeq and is a predicted model, not a curated record. The transcript has 2 exons. NCBI's taxonomy places the organism in Eukaryota, Fungi, Ascomycota, Sordariomycetes, Diaporthales, Diaporthaceae. Bases 1 to 786 code for a protein of 261 amino acids.
AUGGGUCUCGCAAAUCCAAUCCUCAUCCAGGAUGUGCCUCGCUCAAGGAACGAGUCUCCGCCGUUGUUCCUCAUACACGACGCCAGUGGGCUUAUCACAAGCUACUACAAACUUGGCCCGGUAGGUCGUAAAGUCUACGGCAUCUGGGAUCCCAAGUUCGACCAGGAUGGUAUCGGAGGCUGGCAGACUGUGCAGGACAUUGCAGACGCAUACCUCCGCCUGAUACGCCGGGUCCAGUUGCGCGGUGAAAUCGUUCUUGGUGGCAAGUCACCCCUCUCGCAUCCUUGGGCCGGCAGAGGGCUCCGCGUGUCAAAGAUCAUCCUCGUCGACUCGGUGUAUCCGCGCUGCGAGAGGCCAGAAGCCCGCAAGGGCCCACCCCACGCAAGGCACGCGCCCAUGCUGCCGGGCAUCAGCGAGGAUACGCGAAACAAGCUGCUUACGGCGCUGAUGAGGGCAACCUGCAUUUCGGACCACUGGGACCCACCAGCUUGGUCAAGGCGCACGGAGCGGGCGGCCCGGGUCGUCAGGACGGCAGGGGAGAGGCCGGCGCCGCCGCCCGUGGUGCUCAUCAGAGCAGACGGCCUGGUGCCGACCCUGGAGAGGAACGAGAUGUGUCCGCUGGACAGGACGAGGUUCCUGCCUCAGCUGGGGUGGGAGGACAUGCAGGAGGGGUUUGUUUCUGAGGUGCUUCACACGUCGGGCAACCAUUACAACAUCUUUGAUGAGGCUCAUGUGCCCAUGAUCACAUCCUGUAUCCGGAAGGCACUUGACAUGGUAAUAGAGUAA